UGCACUGUAACAUAUGUGAACAUAAGGGAUAUUGGUACCCCUGUUGGUAUGUUUGAGGGUUAUGUUUACGUCUGUCAAUGUCAAAGUUGAGAGGGAAACGAAUAAGGAAGUGUUGAAUAAGAUUCUAGAUUUCUGAAAUCAAAUUUCUACUUGAUUCCCUGUUUUUAAAAGUCUUUAUGAGUGCGUGUUCCAAAGUACUACUGAUGCACAGUUCUAUAAGACAAGGAAAUUGUAUCUUUUUUAUCCUGAAAAUUUGUAGGACACCUAAAUAGCACGUUUCAAACGUAACCAUUGCACAAUUUUCAUUUUGAUUACUACUUUAAUUUAAAAGGACCUAGAGUAUAAUUACUAUAAAAUAACAUGAAACUGGAUCUUGAUAUGGGAAACUUAUAUGCAAGAUUAAUGUUGUUGUGACUAUAAUAGUUUUGAUGCCACUGAAUUGUGUUCUUAAAAGUUCAAUAUGGUAUCUAAAUCUGAUGAAAAUUUCAUGAAAAUGGAAAUAUAUGGAGAUAGCACUGAUCAAGGAUAUGGAACAUUAUCAGAAACUUCAAGCACAUGUGAUUUCAAUGAGAUAAAGAACGAUACUGAAGAAGCUGAUGAGCAGACUGACUUUAAAGUCAUUAUAUAUGAGUUCAAUGAUGACAUAGAAAUUGUAGUUCAACCAGUUUCAAAAUAUGAUGGAAAAGAUAAUAUAAGGUUUCACAAACUUUUGACAAAAAGUAAGAAGAAUAAAGGUAAAGUUUACAAUUCAACAAUUUAAUGUAAUUUUUUUUCUGAUACUGUAUUUCUUCUGUUACCAUGACCAACUUAAAACAAUGCUGAUUAGCAGCUCACAGAGAUGUUGCACUGCACCAUCAUGGUUGACUGUCAGGUGGUUCAAAUACUGAGUAUUCACAGAUACUGCAAGAAUGGAUGCUUGCUUCCCAUUUCAUCUGUCUGUAAGACUAGACCUAAUAACACCUAUACCGCACUAAAGAGUUGCUGAUGAGCAGAAAACAGUCCUAUCUGUGGUUGGUCAUGGUUACAGAAGACUGAAAGGAAACAUGUUCAUUUCUGGUGUGUCUGUUUAUGCUUAGCUGGUUUGCUCUGUCAAUACCUAGUGUUCUAACCAGUUGACUGUGAUGAUGUGGUGCAACAUCUCUCGGCUUAGUGCAGAAUGACAAGUGGUAAUGGGCUAGAGACCAUAAGGGAAUUAUAAUAACUUGCAGUAAUUGCAUAUAUUUGAAGGAUGGCAUACAUGUCAUAGACUUAUGUACAUUUUUUACAUUUAAUGCAGAAAAGAAACUACCAUGGGCACCUCAAAUACUCAGACCAAAAAGCAUUUUGACAGAGAUGCCAUCACAAGGACUGACCAAAAUGCAAGGUCUUGGUUUGGGUAAACAACCUGAAACGAUAAAAAUUCCUACAACAGAAACAUAUGCUGUUCCAAAAAAACAAAAACCAUUGUUAAGUGGUGAAAUUAAAAAAGAGCCAGAAUCUUAUAGAAAUGUUAUGGUGGAAACAAAAUUUGUUAAGAAGCAAGAAGAAAAAUCAUUGUUGGAUGAACAAAUAAAACAAGAGCCAGAAAUUUGUAGAUCACUUACAGCAUGUACACAUUCUGUUAAACAAGAAAAGACAUCUUUCUUCAAUCAACAAAUUAAAAAUGAUACAGAAGUAUCCAAUAAAAUAACAGAAACAUACUCUUCCAACCAACAUCAGAAAUCAUGGAUAGAUUUUGUGAAUAAGAAAAUCAAAGAAGAAGCAGAGGCUAGCAAACCAAAUGCACAAAAUAUAUAUUCCUUAAUUCAAGAGAAGAAACCAUGGUUGAAAAAUAGUUUCAGUUCUGAAUUUGAUAAGUUUCUUCUGUAUAAAAAAGAUCCCAGCCUGAUUCCAAAACCGAUUCCAGAACCUGUAAAACCAAAAAUGAGUAUUGAGGAGAGGUUGAAAAAUAGGUGUGCUGUAUAUUAUGCAGGAUUUGAGUUGUGCGCCAGAGUAAGACCAAGAGAAAAUAAGAGAACAGGACUAAGUAAUCAGCAAAUACUCUUUAGACAAAAAAUCUUGAACAGUCCUUCCAUUCGACCUAAACGUCCUUGUGACGAUAUCCAUCAGAACACGUUUAAAAUUGUCAAACACAACGAAAAAGUACUUCUAGACCGUUUAAGAACUUGUGACAUUGAAGAAGACACAUAUCCACUAAACGAAAAAAUUGUGGAAUGGCAGUAUAAUCAGUUGAAGAGAUACUGGCAGUAUAAUAUUUAUGCAACAAGGUCCAAGAUACAUGGUACGGGUCUGUUUGCAGCAAGACGCUUACAAAAGUGCUGUAUGAUUAUUGAAUACAUAGGAGAGAUAAUUAGGUCUGAAGUUGCAGAAUGUCGAGAAAGGAAAAAUUUGAUGAAGAAUCGGCUGACAUACAUGUUCAGAUUAGAUGAAGACAGGGUAGUUGACGCCAUGUAUCACGGAAGUCUAGCAAGAUACAUCAAUCAUUCCUGCGAUCCAAACUGCUUUGCAGAGAUUAUAGAAUUAAAAGGAGAUCUGCGGAUUAUACUGUUUGCCAAAAGGGACAUUUACGAGAAUGAAGAGCUUACUUACGACUACAGGUUAGAUAAAGAGGAUGAAAGUCAAAAAAUAGCGUGUCUAUGCAAAUCUUCUAAAUGCCGGAAAUAUAUGAACUGAUGGAUUGUUGGCAGAGAUUUCACACGAUAGAAUCGGGAAAGAAAGAUCAUCAUGUUAGAAGGAACCCACUGAUAGUGGAACUGUGAUAAAAUGUAUUUUUCUAUUUUAUUACUCAGACUAGUAAUAUUGAGUCAAGUAUUUAAUUUCAAUUUAACGCUUUAAUUUUAUAAGGAGUUUUUUCUUUCAUUGUGUUUGUAUAUGCAUGAACAUUUACAGUUGGCUGUUUAAUAAAUAGUUUUUAUAUA
Molecule: messenger RNA, 2897 nt
Organism: Acanthoscelides obtectus
Lineage: Eukaryota; Metazoa; Arthropoda; Insecta; Coleoptera; Chrysomelidae
Source: the annotation of a GenBank genome assembly